UUUUUUUUUGUUCCCUUGCACAUUAUUGAAAUCCAUGUGUUGUGUCCCUUUUAUGUGAAUCUUUAUUGUGAUGGCAAUGUACAUUGCACUUGAUACUUACUCUUUUGCCUUUAGUCCAUAUUCAUGGUUUUACCCAUUAUUAAUUUAUCGAUAUUUGUGGUUUUUAACCCGGAAAAACUGCGAUCUUGAAUGUCAUGCCUCUGUUUCUAUUUAUCUCCUAAUUAGUGCAAUUCACAAUUAAAUAGGGUUUUUUUUUUUCUGGACCACAUAGCUUGCAAUUUUAAAACUGAAUCUGGGUUUGCUUUCUCUAAAAUUAAUUGUUUUGAUUGUGCAUUCAAUUUAUUGUUUUGUUGUUGUUAGUUGCUUCUAGCUUUAUAUUGUGCAGUUUGGUUGGCUGCUAGCUUUCUGGUCUUAAUUAGAACUGUUAUUACCAGUUGUUGUUUGUUAGUUUGUUAGAUUAUUACAAUUUGGUUGGGUGCCUUUUUGUUUGGUUCGUAUUUAGAGCUUGGCUUUUCUCAGUUUGUGGGGUUUAAGCAUUUGACUCAAACUAAGCUUAUUUAUGAGGACAUCAUUCUAUUUAUGAUCUUCAGCGGUUUAUAGUUUUUAUUUUGAUUUUAGUUAAGGAAGAAGGGGAAAAAGCAAAGAAAAGAGACAUUCUUUAUUGGCUUUGUUUUAAAUCAUUUAUGGGUGAAGUCUCCACCAUUUACAGAGUUUGUGAUUUCUUCUUUUCUUCUUCAUCUUUUUCUCUUUUUUUUAUAAAAAAAUAUUUUUUAAAAGAAUUAUUGUAGAUUUAUUUAUAAUUGGCUGUUCCAAUAUUGAUUGAUCUUUUUCUUGUAUCAGGGGGUGGUUGUUGCUUACUCAAUUUAAUUCAAGAUGGGAACCUCAAAUUUACACUUGGAUGAUUGGCAUAUGUAUUUUAUUGACCAAAUGAAACUUUACUAUAUUCACCCAGCUCAGAAUCUCUUGCAAUUCUAAAAUGAUUCUGGCUGGAAUGGCUGAAAAUGGUACUUCAUUUGUUAAAGUACAGAAGAACUUGCAGGGUUUUAUGACUGUUCUAAAAUUUGCAGCUUGUGAAUUGCUUCUGAAUUUUUUGCUGCUUCUUGAUGCUAUAUUCUCAUAUCUGCUGACGAAAUUUGCACGCCACUGCAAGCUGCAAAUACCUUGCAUUUUGUGUUCCAGGCUUGAUCAUUUAUUGGGCAAUGAAAAACCAGGCUUUUAUCGCAAUCUACUGUGCAGCAACCAUAGAUCAGAAAUAUCAUCCUUGUUUUCAUGUUGUAUUCAUGGCAAGCUCGCAGAUGGCCGUGGCAUGUGUGAGGAAUGUCUCUUGUCAUUUGCCAUGAAAACCAAAUCAAACCCAGAAAUGCACAGGCUACUGGUGGGUAAAUUUGGGUACGAUCUUAGCGCUUAUGGUUCCCAAAGUUCAUUGCCGAACAGGGAAAUUGUUUCUGGUUCUAUGGGUGUGCGGUUGUGCUCAUGUUGCAAUAAGCCUUGGAGAUCAAGACCAAAUGUUGACAAACUACUUCUGCUAAAAUCACUGAGGAGUGAGAAGACAAUGCCUACUAUUCCUUUGUCACGUUGUUUGACUCACCACGAGGGCUUAAAGAAAAUGAGGGAGAGAUUUUCUGGGUCAGCAACACCCUGCAGUCUUAGGAAAACUGUUUUUGACCCCUUGUCUCAUGUAGGAUACAUGAAGCUAAAAUUGGCUUCUGAUUCUGAGUCAGAAUUCCCUUUCUAUUCUGAUGAUGAGGGUAGUAGUAUUGUUCCUGAAAUAAAAGAGCCCAAGGAAGAAUCUAAAUUUCAGCAUGCUAGAGAAAUUUUACCUAAAACACCGACAAAUUGUGUGGCCCCAGAUAAGCUGAUGUAUAAUUCCUAUAAACCACAGAUGCAGCCUGAUGUCAGAAAGCCCCAGGAUGUGAAAUGUUUUCAGUCUGAUUCUGACAUAGAUCGUGGUCUUGGUGAGCUUAACUGGCAGCAAGCUGAUCAGAAAACCUAUCCUUCUAUACCUGAGCUUAUUUCACUUGAUGAUUUUCCUCCUUUGUCCAAUGGGAUGGAAGCCUCUGCAGCAGUGUCAACAGAGAAGUGUGAGCUCAAGUUUCCUCUAUCAGAAAAAUCGAAUCCUUCUGCACUAUCUGAGCUCAUGUCUCUUGUUGAUUCUCCCUCAUCAUUCAAUGUUGUUGAAGGUCCUUUUGAAGCACUACAAUGGAAGUUUGGCACUGGAAAAGACAACAUUAGAAAUAUUUCCAUAAACAAGCAUGGGGAAAUUUUGAAGUCAGUAGCUGCAACAGCAGGAAGAAAUGUUAAAAAUGAUCAGGUUGUUAAUGAAGUGCCUUACAUAAAUCCAACUUACAUGAAUCAGGGUUAUGUGUGCAAGUUCAUAGUAAGCAGUAAGGAAGAAGAAGCAUCUGGUUUUGUGGAAAAAGAACCCACUCUGAAAGAACCUGAAAGAGUUAAUGAAGACAAAAGGUUGUUGCCAAUAGAAAAUACUUCUGCUCAAGGGCUUGGUUUAUCUUCAGACAAGACAAUCCCCAGCACUCAGGUUCAUGAUGAUGAAUUGCAGAUAAAUGAAGCUUCUAGCUCCGAUGUAGUUCAGAUGCUUCAGGACACAGCCCCAAUAGAGAGAACUGAAUCUUCUGGUCUUGAAUCUCUUGAUGCAACAUCUGUCAGUGAGAUUGAAGGUGAAAAUAUUGUUGAUCGAUUAAAGCGACAAGUUGAGUUUGAUAGAAGGUGCAUAAAUGCUUUGUAUAAGGAAUUAGAUGAAGAAAGAAAUGCUGCUGCAAUUGCAGCAAAUCAGGCAAUGGCCAUGAUCACAAGGUUGCAGGAAGAAAAGGCAUCACUCCAUAUGGAGGCCUUGCAUUACUUGAGAAUGAUGGAAGAGCAAGCAGAGUAUGACGUAGAAGCACUAGAAAAGGCUAAUAAUCUCUUGGCCGAAAAGGAGAAAGACAUUCAAGAUUUGGAAGCAGAUUUAGAGUUUUUCAGGUUAAAUUUCCCAGAUGAGCCAGUGGAGACCAUAGCAGAGGGAACCUGUGGAAUGAAGGGGGAAAAUCCAAAUUCAGAAAAUACUAGCAUAAGCUUUGCAAAAUAUGAUGUCAAUAUUCCUCCUAGCUCAAUCUUUAUGGAGGUGUCAAAUGACCAGGAAAAUUCUAUUGAUGUGAGGCCUUUGUGGUCAGAAUUUGAAGAUGAGAAGUUAUUCCUUUCAAAAUGUUUGAAGGAUUUGGGGAGGAAAUUUUGUCAAUUCUCUCAGCAGGAGGCUUUGACGUACAUUUCUGAUGGUCACUCUGAAGAAACAGUAGAGAGAGGAGUUAACAAGGGAGAGUCUCUUGAAAAGCAGGAGACUCAAAUAAAUGGUGAGACGAAAGAGAAUAGUUCAUCACUGCAAAAGGAUAUAGCUGUGUCUAAUGGAAGCCUUCCUGCCCAUGAAAAGUCCAAUGCUCAAAAUGAUGAAGAUCAAAUUGCAGGGAAUGAAAGAAAUCAUCCUGUUUCCAGUGGACAAAAAUUCUCCAAGCAGUGUAAAAAAAUUGAUUUGUUCACUCUUGAAAAUGAAAUCUCAGACCUCAAUGAAAGGCUGGAAGCACUUGAGAGUGAUUGGAACUUCCUUGUGCAUACUUUUAACUCUCUUCAAACUGGAAAAGAGGGACUGAAUUAUGUCAAAGAAAUAGCUCAGGAGCUACAAGAACUGCGAAAAACUAUGACAAGGAACAGGCGCCAAUUUAUUCCUUGAGAAUACAGCCGUUAUUGUGAGGUUAGCUUAUUGACUAUGAAAAUUAAUUGGUCUGACAUCUGCACUUGCAGAAAUCAAACAUUUCAUAUGUGCAUUUCGCUGUUGUAAUGUCCUGUCAUUUCCACUUGAACAUAAUUCCACAGAACAGCCAGUCUCGGGGUGAAAAGCGAAUUUGUGUGAGAGUGUGAGAAAGAGCUAGCUUUCUUAAUAUCUUUUGUCCAUUUAGCCUCAUUAGUCUUCAAGGAAGUCAGCUCAAGAUCCUUAGGAAGAUCAAGUUAACUGAUAAGAAAAGCUAUCAAUAAUGACACCAUUAUUUGGUAUGGAAAUUGAACAGCAAGUCCUUUAACAUUAUAUAUAUUCUGCAGAACACUCACAAACAUCAUGCAUCCUUCUAGCAAUCUACAAUAUUGAAAUUGUCAAUUGUCUUGAUCAGCAUGACAGAAAAGGGUGCUAAAGUAAUGGUUUCCACAUCAUUAAUAUGGUUUUUGGUGAAUAGCUUUUGUUGAUUGUUGUGUACUGUGCUAAAGCAAUGGUUUCCUGAGUCAUGAAUGUGAAUAGCUUCCAGGUUAAACAGUGCUAACGCCUGAAUUUGUAGGAUGUGAUUUAAGUAGGGUUGGUAAUUGUAAAAGAGAAUGGUGAAUAUGGCUGGAAAACAAUCUUGAGGAACUUCUUUUAUAUCCUGGAUUAGUAAUUUUUUUUCCUUUUC
Molecule: messenger RNA, 4424 nt
Organism: Hevea brasiliensis (rubber tree)
Lineage: Eukaryota; Viridiplantae; Streptophyta; Magnoliopsida; Malpighiales; Euphorbiaceae
Product: myosin-binding protein 2
Exons: 2
Coding region: 977-3718 (913 amino acids)
Molecular function (GO): myosin binding
Source: RefSeq, a predicted model, not a curated record